Tarenaya hassleriana is the source of this 2634-nucleotide messenger RNA. RefSeq names its product pyrophosphate-energized vacuolar membrane proton pump 1. The transcript is spliced from 8 exons. Gene Ontology annotation, molecular function: diphosphate hydrolysis-driven proton transmembrane transporter activity; inorganic diphosphate phosphatase activity. Gene Ontology annotation, cellular component: membrane. Lineage: Eukaryota; Viridiplantae; Streptophyta; Magnoliopsida; Brassicales; Cleomaceae. The record is from RefSeq and is a predicted model, not a curated record. Bases 87 to 2396 code for a protein of 769 amino acids. Gene Ontology annotation, biological process: proton transmembrane transport.
CCGAGUAGCUUCAGUGCUUCUCCUCGUUCUUGUUUGGCGCAUCUCUCUCUCUCUUCUGAUUCAAAGCGUACGGACAACGGAGAGGGAUGGUUGCGGUGGCGUUGUUAUCGGAAAUGGGGACGGAGAUCGUGGUGCCGUUGUGCGCCGUAGUCGGGAUCGUGUUCUCGCUCGUCCAGUGGUUCCUCGUCUCACGCGUGAAGCUCACCGACGACAGGGGCGCGUCGUCCGGCGGAGCUAACAACGGCAAGAACGGAUAUGGCGAUUACCUUAUCGAGGAAGAGGAAGGGGUUAACGACCAGAGCGUCGUCGCCAAGUGCGCCGAAAUACAGACCGCUAUCUCUGAAGGUGCGACCUCUUUCCUUUUCACCGAGUACAAAUAUGUCGGUGCCUUCAUGGUUCUGUUUGCGUUUCUUAUCUUCAUAUUCCUUGGCUCUGUGGAGAGCUUCAGCACAAAGAGCCAGCCUUGCACUUAUGACAAAACAAGAACUUGCAAGCCUGCCCUGGCCACCGCAGCCUUCAGCACUGUCUCCUUCUUGCUUGGUGCCGUAACCUCUCUCCUCUCUGGUUUUCUUGGAAUGAAGAUUGCCACAUAUGCGAAUGCUAGGACCACCUUGGAAGCAAGGAAAGGUGUUGGAAAGGCAUUCAUUACUGCAUUCAGGUCUGGUGCUGUGAUGGGUUUCCUUCUCGCAGCAAAUGGUCUGUUGGUACUCUACAUUGCUAUCAAUGUCUUCAAGUUGUACUACGGCAAUGAUUGGGAGGGUCUUUUUGAGGCUAUUACCGGUUAUGGUCUUGGUGGAUCUUCCAUGGCUCUCUUUGGUAGGGUUGGCGGUGGAAUCUACACUAAGGCUGCCGAUGUUGGUGCUGACCUUGUGGGGAAAGUAGAGAGGAAUAUUCCUGAGGAUGACCCGAGAAACCCAGCUGUUAUUGCUGACAAUGUUGGUGACAAUGUUGGAGACAUUGCUGGCAUGGGCUCUGAUCUUUUUGGUUCAUACGCCGAGUCAUCUUGUGCUGCUCUUGUUGUUGCAUCGAUCUCGUCUUUUGGAUUGAACCAUGAUUUUACUGCCAUGUGCUACCCAUUGCUCAUCAGUUCAAUGGGAAUCUUGGUUUGUUUGAUCACAACCCUCUUUGCGACUGACUUCUUUGAGAUCAAGGCUGUCAAGGAGAUUGAACCGGCAUUGAAACGACAGCUCAUCAUCUCAACCGCCAUCAUGACUAUCGGAAUUGCUGUAGUGACAUGGGUUGGGGUGCCGUCAUCCUUUACCAUCUAUAACUUCGGAACACAGAAAGUUGUGAAGAACUGGCAGCUCUUCUUGUGUGUUGGUGUUGGUCUUUGGGCUGGACUCAUCAUUGGUUUUGUCACAGAGUACUUCACUAGCAAUGCAUACAGCCCUGUGCAAGAUGUGGCAGAUUCGUGUAGGACUGGAGCAGCCACCAAUGUGAUCUUUGGACUUGCUCUUGGUUACAAAUCUGUCAUAAUUCCAAUCUUUGCUAUUGCUAUCAGUAUCUUUGUUAGCUUCAGCUUUGCUGCAAUGUAUGGUAUUGCUGUUGCUGCUCUUGGAAUGCUCAGCACCAUUGCCACUGGUCUGGCGAUUGAUGCAUAUGGUCCCAUCAGUGACAAUGCCGGUGGUAUUGCUGAGAUGGCUGGCAUGAGCCACCGCAUCCGUGAAAGAACCGAUGCCCUUGAUGCUGCCGGAAACACCACUGCCGCCAUUGGAAAGGGUUUUGCCAUCGGCUCUGCUGCUCUUGUGUCACUGGCUCUCUUUGGUGCCUUUGUGAGCCGGGCAGCGAUCCAGACCGUUGACGUGUUGACCCCUAAAGUCUUCAUCGGCUUGCUUGUGGGUGCAAUGCUUCCAUACUGGUUCUCUGCCAUGACAAUGAAGAGUGUGGGGAGUGCAGCUCUUAAGAUGGUUGAAGAAGUUCGGAGGCAGUUCAACACCAUCCCGGGACUCAUGGAGGGUACUGCUAAACCUGACUAUGCCACUUGCGUCAAGAUCUCGACCGACGCGUCCAUCAAGGAAAUGCUUCCUCCAGGUGCCCUCGUCAUGCUUACUCCUCUCAUCGUUGGAAUCCUCUUUGGCGUCGAGACCCUUUCCGGUGUCCUGGCUGGCUCCCUAGUCUCCGGAGUUCAGAUCGCCAUAUCUGCAUCCAACACUGGUGGUGCUUGGGACAAUGCCAAGAAGUACAUUGAGGCGGGAGUAUCAGAGCACGCGAGGAGCCUGGGGCCAAAGGGGUCAGAGCCACACAAGGCGGCGGUGAUAGGAGACACCAUUGGAGACCCUCUGAAGGACACGUCUGGGCCGUCGUUGAACAUCCUCAUCAAGCUCAUGGCCGUCGAGUCUCUCGUCUUUGCCCCCUUCUUCGCCACCCACGGCGGUAUCCUCUUCAAGAUCUUCUGAACCCACGGAGACUGGAUGAUGAUGAUGAUGAAGAAGGUUGAUUCUAUCUCACACUACCAUGCCUUUAGGUGAUUGCGUUUUUUUAUGCGGAGCGAACCUCGAGAUGUUUUCCCCUUUUAGAUUGUUAGAAACCAUAAAAAGAAAGGGAAAAAAAAGGACGUCAUGAAUUUUUGAGACUUUUUGCUUGUGUAGCUCCACUACUCUCUCGUCUUUGAAUCUGCGUUUUGUCCUUUUUCUU